This is a messenger RNA of Centruroides sculpturatus (bark scorpion), 3546 nucleotides long. RefSeq names its product ankyrin-1-like. Bases 1211 to 3211 code for a protein of 666 amino acids. Gene Ontology annotation, molecular function: protein binding. The record is from RefSeq and is a predicted model, not a curated record. Gene Ontology annotation, biological process: intracellular signal transduction. The transcript has 3 exons. Lineage: Eukaryota; Metazoa; Arthropoda; Arachnida; Scorpiones; Buthidae.
UCUAAUUAUAUCUUUGUUAAUCAGGUUAAGUUUAUUUACUGCAUGGACAUUGAUGCAAUGUGAUUUAUUCACUUUUAUUUUUGAAAGGGUAUAGUGAUGUUAUCUAAGCUUUUCAUUUAAAAUCGUUGAAUGUUUAGAUAUGUUACACUGAGCAUUCAAUUGUGAAUAGAGUUUGAGCCAGAAAUUACUCUUAGAGUCACUUCUGGCUCAUAAACUAUGCUUUGGCCAUUAUUUGUACAAAUCUCCUAAGUUAAUCAGUCACUUCAAGUUUAAUAAUUGUAAGAAUAUCUGUUUUAAUGACUAUUAUACCAAAAGCUCAUCCAUUACUAAAUUUUAAAAGUUCAAGAUCAUAAACAUCUGUGCCUACUAUGUAAUAGAAUAAGCAGUAUGAUGUAACAAUUGACUACAAACUAUUGAUUUUUCAUAAAGGUGAUGCUUAAGCAUUGCCUUUAUGAAAAAUCAAUAGUUCGUAGUCAAUUCUUGUUAUGGAUAACGAGAAUUAUUUCCAAAGUGGGAGUUGUCAAAAAAUCAAAGUUGACAGAAAAUUCAAGAUAUUUUAAGUUGAUACAAAGAAAAUGAAGGAGAAAAUAAAAAGUGAGCACUACAAAGUGGACGAAAAAUAUUUAUUAAAAAAUUAGACAAAUCCAAGAAUUUUGCAAUCUUCAUCAUUUGAUUUUCCUUCAAGCAAUCAUCAGGAUAUGAUUCUAAAUAUUUGAGCAGUGUUUAUCAAGUUUUGUAAUUAACUUUCAAAUAGAAAUUUCAGUAAUUACAUGAUUACAAGAAAUUAUUUAUUUAAUUUUUUCUGUUUGAAUAAAAAAACUUGCCCUUUUUUCCUUAUAAGAUGCACUGUUGUAUUGGAUGCAUUACAUUUUUUAUGUCAAUUUUUUGGGGGAAAAAUAUAAAAUAUCAAAUAACAUUUAUUUUAUUUGAUAUAAAUUUUUUUUAUUUUUAAACCUUGUUCAGUUCUCUUUGUUUCAUUUGCAGGUCAGAGAAAUAGAAAAGAUUUUCCAAAGAAGACAUGAAUUACUUAAGAAGCUAUUUUGAUAUCAUUUCAAUGAUUUAUAAGUAUGUUGUACUUAAAUGAAUUUAACAAUGAAGAUAAGUUUUUAAUGCAAACAAUAGGAAUAUUCUCUAAUUUUCUAUAAUCAUAAAAACAUUGGAGUGUAGGAGAAAUGAAGAAAGCUGCUGUGCCCCAGGACUUAUCAGAAGAAUGGGGUCUAUGAUCAGCAGCUUUUUUCGGACAGGUGGUCAUUUAUUGUCAUCUGGGAUUUCCGAGUCCACUCGGCAAACAGUGCUUGCACUGUUGGAAGAAAUGCGACAGAGGGAAAAUUCACAUAUUCAUUGGUCGGCCAUAGAAAGUUUUCUUGUGCAUAUUCCAAAGGGAGAAAAUAUUCUUGCUGUAACUGCUCCAGAUGGUUAUAAUUUAUUGCAAAGAGCCAUUGGUUUUAAUUGUGUAGAAUUAGUACGUUGGAUCUUAAAUCGAGGCUGCGAUGUUAACAGAGGUGGAUGCAGCCUUCCUUUACAUAUUGCAGCAUUACAUGGAACGGAAGAGAUAGUUGAAUUAUUGUUGAAACAUGGAGCUCGAGUUGAUUUGGAAGCUCGUAUGUGCUUUCCAGGUCCACAUAAUCAGAUAUGUGAAAUGAGAAGCGUGUUGUCAUCAAACACUACUGUAGAUCGUUCUUCUGAAAGGUUACAGUCAGCAGAGUAUUAUGCAAUUGAUGGGGAUCAAGCAGAAAUUCUUGAAUUACUUUUAGCACAAGGUGAAGAUAAUUGGUUGCCAUGGCAACAAAAACGUCCUCUUCUUCAUUUAGCAUGUGAGCGUGGGGCAUGGAAUUGUGUAAAGUAUCUGGUUGCUGAACGGUCAGAAGAAAUUAAUCAAUGUUAUGAUGAGUAUUACCCUAUUCAUCAAGCUGCAUUGCAAGAUUUAAAAUUCUUAGAGUUGUUAAUUCAAUGUGGUGCAGAUGUCACUGUAAAGACAGCCACACAGCAGAUGACAGUAUUACAUGUUGUGUUGUUACUUGGAAAGAAAUCUGCUGAAGAAACAUCGUGCACCUUAAAACUUCUAUUAGAUCAUGGUUGUCGAAAAUUUAUAAAUGAACCUGAUAGUUUAAGUAAUACACCUUUACAUGGUUUAAUUGUGCGCUAUGCUUUAGAAGAAAGUAGAUAUGGUUAUGUUAAUGAACCUCGUCCAUGGAAUAAAUGGGAUAUGUUGCAUUUAGUAAGAUAUUUACUUUAUAAUGGCUCUAGACCAAGUAUUAAUCAUCGUGGAAAUAGUGCACUUGCCUGUGUAUUGAGACAUGUUAGAGACUGGGAAUUUCGUUAUGAAUUGUUAGAUAUGCUGCUUCAGAAUGGAGGAAAUCCCAAUUGUGUUGGCAGAGAUGGUUCAGUACCAUUAAUGGUAUGUCUUGUUCCUUUAAUAAACAAGGAUCCACUUCAUCGGCUGACACACAGCAAGAAAGUAUUUUAUUUGAAUUCUGUACGUUUAUUAUGUAAGCAUGGUGCCAACCCAAAUUGUUCUUCAAUAAGUAAUUUAACUCCUUUACAUGUACUAGUCUUUACUGCAAGUGAAUAUAUUACUCUUAAUCGUGAAGAAGAAAAAAGUAAUGCUUUUGCUUUUAUUCGUCAGUUGUUAAUUAUACUAUUACAACAUGGACUUGAUCCAAAUGUGAGGUUUUCUCAGAGGACGCAACACAUUUUGUUAGCAUUAAUGGAUAUGGUCCAAAAUGCUCGAAUGCCCAGUGAUCUAGAUUAUGUAUAUGAUCUCACUUUGACAUUAUUACAAUAUGGAGCAAAUCCAAAUACUAGCGUAAUCACUACCGAGCCAAUGAUAUGUCAUUCCCAAAGUUCAGUCUUCCUGAAAAAGUCAUGUCAUCAGGUUUUAUAUUAUUAUGUUCAACUUGUAAUUAGGAAGGAAGAGCUUUUAGUUGAUCUAGAUCAACGAUUUGCCCGUCUAAUGUGGUUAUACUAUUAUUCAAUGAAUCAUAGAGAAUUAUUUACCUGUUUGAAAAUUUUAAACACUCAAAUGGCACUAGUACCCGUUCGUCAAAUUGUGGCGACUAUUCUUCGUCAGAUGUACACGGAACCACGUACUCUGAAACAGAUAGCCAGGGUCAAGAUAUAUAGUGCCUUGAAUUACAGUGUGGCACCAAAUAUAAACAAACUCAUGCUUCCAGGACCAUUAAAAGAAUAUCUUAUGGAAUGGAUGCCUUAGUUUGUUGCUGGAAAUUCUUCUUCAGAUUCUUGGAGUUUUAAGCAUUUUACCAAAUAAAAUUACCAAAGGUUUGAAAAUAAUUCCAAAUGUAGGUUGUCGUAUAAAUUUUUUAAUAUAAAUAUUUUAAUAUAAUAUAAAUAUUUUUAAUAGUUCUCCAGCUAUUAAGUAUGAUCACACAACACUAGAAGUUAUGAUUCCAGCUGUAAUUCAUGUGUAAUGAACAUGUUUAAUGUUGUGCUACUGUUGUUGAAACAAAUUCUCAAAAAGAAUUAUCACUUUUUCAUUAGAUUUCAUGUAACAUUAUGCCUAUCUUAUUGUAUAAACUUAUUGAUUUA